AAAAAUAUUGAAGAUCAUAACAUAAAAGUUAGAUGACCAAAAUGGACAUCCGGGGUGCUGUGGAUGCUGCUGUCCCAACCAAUAUUAUUGCUGCUAAGGCUGCAGAAGUUCGUGCAAACAAAGUGAACUGGCAGUCCUACCUCCAGGGGCAAAUGAUUUCUGCUGAAGAUUGUGAAUUUAUUCAGAGGUUUGAAAUGAAGAGAAGUCCUGAGGAGAAGCAAGAUAUGCUUCAAGCUGAAGGCAGCCAGUGCGCUAAAACGUUUAUAAAUCUGAUGACUCAUAUCUCCAAAGAGCAGACAGUUCAGUACAUUCUAACUAUGGUUGAUGACAUGCUGCAGGAAAAUCAUCAGCGUGUUAGCAUUUUCUUUGACUAUGCAAAACGUAGCAAGAACACUGCCUGGUCCUAUUUUCUGCCAAUGUUGAAUCGCCAGGAUCUCUUUACUGUUCAUAUGGCUGCAAGAAUUAUUGCCAAAUUAGCAGCAUGGGGCAAAGAAUUGAUGGAGGGCAGUGAUUUAAAUUACUAUUUCAACUGGAUUAAAACGCAGCUGAGUUCACAGAAACUGCGUGGUAGCGGUGUCGCUGUUGAAACAGGAACAGUUUUCUCAAGUGAUAGUUCUCAGUACGUGCAAUGUGUUGCUGGGUGUCUUCAGCUGAUGCUUCGGGUUAAUGAGUACCGCUUUGCCUGGGUUGAGGCAGAUGGUGUAAACUGCAUAAUGGGAGUUCUGAGUAACAAAUGUGGCUUUCAGCUCCAGUAUCAAAUGAUUUUUUCAAUAUGGCUCCUGGCGUUCAGUCCUCAAAUGUGUGAACACCUGCGGCGCUACAAUAUCAUUCCUGUUCUGUCUGAUAUCCUUCAAGAAUCUGUCAAAGAAAAAGUAACGAGAAUUAUUCUUGCAGCAUUUCGUAACUUUUUAGAAAAAUCGACUGAGAGAGAAACUCGACAAGAGUAUGCUUUGGCUAUGAUUCAGUGCAAAGUAUUGAAACAACUGGAGAACUUGGAACAGCAGAAAUACGAUGAUGAAGAUAUCAGUGAAGAUAUAAAAUUUCUCUUGGAAAAACUUGGUGAGAGUGUCCAAGAUCUUAGCUCAUUUGAUGAAUACAGCUCCGAACUUAAAUCUGGAAGGUUGGAAUGGAGUCCUGUGCACAAAUCUGAGAAAUUUUGGAGAGAGAAUGCUGUGAGGUUAAAUGAGAAGAAUUAUGAGCUCUUGAAAAUCUUAACAAAACUUCUGGAGGUGUCAGAUGAUCCACAAGUUUUAGCUGUUGCUGCUCAUGAUGUUGGAGAAUAUGUACGGCAUUAUCCACGAGGCAAACGGGUUAUUGAACAGCUUGGUGGAAAGCAGUUGGUAAUGAACCACAUGCACCAUGAAGACCAGCAAGUCCGCUACAAUGCUCUGCUGGCUGUGCAGAAGUUAAUGGUGCACAACUGGGAAUAUCUUGGCAAACAGCUGCAAUCUGAGCAACCUCAGACAGCUGCUGCCCGAAGCUGA
Chrysochloris asiatica (Cape golden mole) is the source of this 1484-nucleotide messenger RNA. RefSeq names its product V-type proton ATPase subunit H-like. The transcript has 13 exons. NCBI's taxonomy places the organism in Eukaryota, Metazoa, Chordata, Mammalia, Afrosoricida, Chrysochloridae. Gene Ontology annotation, biological process: proton transmembrane transport. Gene Ontology annotation, cellular component: vacuolar proton-transporting V-type ATPase, V1 domain; lysosomal membrane. The record is from RefSeq and is a predicted model, not a curated record. Bases 33 to 1484 code for a protein of 483 amino acids. Gene Ontology annotation, molecular function: proton-transporting ATPase activity, rotational mechanism.